Molecule: messenger RNA, 1473 nt
Organism: Aspergillus affinis
Lineage: Eukaryota; Fungi; Ascomycota; Eurotiomycetes; Eurotiales; Aspergillaceae
Product: F-box protein
Exons: 4
Coding region: 1-1473 (490 amino acids)
Molecular function (GO): protein binding
Source: RefSeq, a predicted model, not a curated record
AUGGGCUACUCCGAGAUAUACUGCGCGCUCUGCGGCAUCAGCUUCAACAUGGCACGUAUCAGAACGGCCGACGAGCCUGAUGAAGCCGCAUGGUCAACGUACGGCCCAGCAGGAUGGAUUAAUCCUCUUGGGCGUGACAACGACGAGUGUUCCACCGAGGAAACAGGCUGUUUCUAUGUCAUCCGGAAUUGCGAGUGGUUCAAGCACGGUGUCAGCGAAGGCAUGAAGUCCGAUCUCUGGGGCACGAUGUUCUUCGACUACGAGCCGGGAAAGAUCCCCAAGGUCGGAGACAGAUUGCCCAUGGCCGAGCCAGUGAUCGAACUAGAUGGUCGAAUUGGGCUACAAAAGCAAGACCUCGAGCAUGUCGCCGGGCCUGGGUGUAGCCUUGAUGAUGGAUACCUCGGGCAUCAUAUUUCCGUGGAAGAAAUGCGUUAUUGCCAAACUGCUCAGGGGCUUGCCCUGAAAAAAGAUGACUGGCAGCCUCAGUCAGAUGAUCAUCCAGCCGAGUUGCAGAGUAAAUACUUCCUGACAGGCCUAGCAGAUGGCAUGCCCGAUAUCGAGAUGGGUCCAACUGGUGUCAGUCCCGUGAGGCACGGUGUUAGUGAGCUUGAUUCCGCGGAUCCGUUUGGUCAUUGCUAUGAUGAUGAUUACAAUCAACCGUCAUUUCAUCCAUCCUGUUUCGCCAUCUUCAUGAAGCUCAGCCGUCUUCGUUUUGGCCACGUCGAGAUUGACGGUCUAAUGGAGUAUUUCGCGGCUCUUGCCAGCGUAGGUCACGAAAUUCCAGAUGAACUGUGUGAUCCCGACGCCGCAGCAGGCAUGGAUCAAUGGUGGGAUCAUAACCGCGGGGCAGAAUGGCUCGCUGCCAAUCCAUUCUAUGUACCACGUUUACGAGAAAUCUUCAAACAGGCCAUGGACACCGAGCCCUCCUUCAGUCAGCAGGAUUCCGUCUUUAAAGCCGGCCCUCUGGAUUCUGGCUCUGAAGACACCAAUGAACCCUUUGCCCGACUCCCACCCGAGCUGCGAAAUAUGAUCCUCGAUUCUCUUGACCCGAAGGACAUUGCAUCAUUGCGCCUUGCCUCGCGCACCUUCUACGAUCUUCCCGCGUCUCUAUUUCACAGUCUCAUUAAAAAGGAAAUGCCCUGGCUAUGGGAAGUUUGGGACAAUGAGCCGCCAUUCUUCUGGGCUACCGUUAAUGAAUCAGACAUCAGGGCUAACGGGAUCAUGGAUGGUUCAAGCAAUGAAGAGUCUCGGGUGAUAGGGCACAAUAUUGACGUCCAAGAACAUUUGCGUCAGUGGACAUUGCCGAAACCACUGGUCUCCACUACGAAUUGGUACAUCAUCUAUCGUGACAUCAAGAAGCAUUGGACCGACUUGAAAGGACUGCGCAACCGGAGACGCAUCUGGACCUGGCAAGGGGGGAAAGGGGGAAUUCUUGAUGGAUUGGCGCAGCAUUUAGACAAGGGACUGGACUGA